Molecule: messenger RNA, 1524 nt
Organism: Mobula hypostoma (lesser devil ray)
Lineage: Eukaryota; Metazoa; Chordata; Chondrichthyes; Myliobatiformes; Myliobatidae
Gene: rnps1
Product: RNA binding protein S1, serine-rich domain
Exons: 7
Coding region: 54-896 (280 amino acids)
Biological process (GO): mRNA splicing, via spliceosome
Cellular component (GO): ASAP complex; cytoplasm; nucleoplasm
Molecular function (GO): RNA binding
Source: RefSeq, a predicted model, not a curated record
AUAAGUGGGACGUGUUGGCGGUUGGAUCCCGGAGGAAGCGGGAGGAGAGCGGAAUGGCUCCGUCACCGACCAAGCGUAAAGAACACGGUCAGGAGAAAUCCAAAGAUAGGACGAAGGAGAAGUCGAGCGUCAAGGAGUCGAGUGAGAAGGAACGCGGGCGUGACAAGAGCCGGAAGCGGAGGAGUGCCUCAACUGGUAGCAGCAGCAGCAGUUCCAGCUCCAGCUCGGGCUCCAGUUCCACCUCGGCCUCCAGCAGUGGAUCAAGUUCCUCAUCCGCCUCUAGUCGUUCCGGAAGUUCCAGCAGCUCCCGUAGUUCCAGUUCCAGCACUUCGUCGGGAUCUCCGAGCCCCACGCGGCGCAGGCACACCAACAGGAGGCGCACUCGCUCAAAAUCAAAGUCUCCGAAACGGGAUGACAAGGAGCGGAAGAAGCGAAGCCCCACCCCCCGGCCCACAAAAGUGCACAUCGGCAGAUUGACCAGAAAUGUGACCAAGGAGCACAUCAUGGAGAUCUUCUCCACCUAUGGCAAGAUCAAGCUGAUCGAUAUGCCACUGGACCGCCUGCACCCUCAUCUGUCGAAGGGCUACGCCUACGUGGAGUUUGAGAAUCCGGACGACACGGAGAAGGCUUUGAAGCACAUGGAUGGAGGUCAGAUCGACGGACAGGAAGUGACCGCUACAGCUGUGUUGGCUCCACGGCCCAGACCGCCGCCACGGCGAAUGACCCCUCCCCGACGGAUGCCGCCGCCGCCUCCUAUGUGGCGAAGGACUCCCCCGCGGAUGAGGAGGAGGUCGCGGUCUCCCCGCAGACGUUCACCCGUCCGCCGGCGAUCCCGCUCACGUUCGCCUGGGAGACGCCGUCACCGCAGCCGGUCCAGCUCCAACUCUUCGCGGUAAGGUCUGCAGCCUGAGGGUGGGGGAGGAUGUCUCGUCCCCCCACCUCCCACACCUAUGGACGUUCAGUGUACAUUGGAGAUUUAGCCACCUUUCCCCGUCCCUAAUUGUUCCAGUUGUGUUUUAUCCCAGUUGUGAAUGGGGGAGGGGGGUUUGAGGGGGUGCGGCGGCAGACGAAUCAGUAUUGCAUUUCACACAACUCGAAGCCCAUGUUCAAUGGGCAAGAGAACUGGUGUGGUACACGAGAAUCUUGUGUCAGAUGCAGACAGGCGGAGAAUGCCGAAGUUGUCCCCAUCUCCUUCAGAAGCAGUGCGUCGGAUACUUCAGGAAGCAUUGUCAGACUGGAUAAUCUCUACGCUGCCUCAGACAAAGCAAGUGUGGCCGAGACAACACCAAUACUUGUCUGAGUGUAACAUUCAUCCAGCAACAGGCAGGGCUGGUCUGAUUCCCGGCCUGUCUUCCUACACUGAACUGAGCUGGAGGAGUGAUGUGUUUACGGAGGUUUUUACAGUCACCCUCUCUCCAAGUCCUACGUUUUCUAUCGCUUUCUUGUUUUACCAUUUGCUAUUUGUACCAUAAGUUCUGUAUCUCAAUAAACAGAGGAUCAUUACACCUCAUACAUGUGGAUUUC